AUGUCGCUCGUUGAGAACCAUAGCGAUCGGCCGGGUGCGAGCGAGGAUAGCCUACAAAGUCAAUUGCAGGCAUCUGACAUGUCUCAACUGGGCGAUGACACAUUUGACACGCCAUAUCGUUUCCCUACUGCAUCCCAGGCCCUAAGCGCGACUAAAGCGUUAGCUUCAGAGAAUCAGGCCAGAAACGGGCAGUCAUCCAUGGCUGAUCCUAGUUUCUCAGCUCAUGCGAUAGUCCCCAAUUCUGACGUCGACCCGUAUACGCUCGAGUCGCAAACGGCAUUUGGAGCCGUGUCAAAGCUAUUACCACCGUCGGCUACAGUCCGCCCGCGUGAACGGUCCUCUUCUGUGCGUCUUGUGUACCCGGAAGCACGCGAUGGGGCGCACGAUGGCGGUAGCGCUAGAGUACCAACGCUGUCAAACGAGGCCAACAACACUAUCUCAGCUGGACACACAUUUUAUGGUGCAGGUAAGAACAACCAUUCACUCACAGAGCAUGACCACGCGACUGAGGCUAGUCACAAUGCGAGCUUCUGUAGUACCAUGUCCACUUCCUACUCGGGAACAGUAGUUGGUGUCGAUGUCGACCUUCAGCACGACUUCCCUCAUCCAGUGCGUCCCUCGCGUUCGCCCACACCUAUCGCGCCAGUAUGGUUCACUCCGCAGAUGGCCGAGCUAGAACGGCAAGCUUCACUCUCUGAGUCACCUCCGGAGCCGGAUCAAGUUGCUGAGGCAGAACCUACGCGUCGCUCAAUCACCUCAUCCGCAUUGACGUCUUUACUACCAAUAGCUGCAGCAUCGGGCAUCGUUCGCCCCAACUACGACACACCGAAGAUUUCAUUCUUCUCGCCGUCCGGCAAUCUUAUCCAGCCAGAGGGUAGUUCGACGCCAGGCACUACGAGCGCUUCGGACUUCAGCGGCUCACCCACUGCAACCACAUCGUACUACGAUAACAAAACCACACCUGCAACCUAUCGUGCGUUCCCGACAACGACAUGCCUGCCACCCCCAAGGCCCUCUUUGAGGCCAAUGACCACACCACCCACAUCCUCGGUUCCGCUCCCUAUGCACCUACGUUUCCAUCACAACUACAAACGCCCUGAGCAGUCGCAGAUCGACUCUACGGUUGCCUCCAUAGACUCGUUCAUCUUGCCUGCACCGUUAGUUCAAGGCUGUGACGGCAUAGCGCAAACCGAACGUCUUGCGCCUUGCUCCAGACCGCGUCAUUCGUACGAGAAGCUGAAUGUACGCCCGCGCUACAAACCUCGCAGAUCAGCUCGAUCAUUCGCCGAGGACCUCAAAUAUGAGGCGAGGUUCCACAGAGCCCGAUUGAUCACGGCCAUCAUCGCAAGUUGCACCUCGUCUGGAAAAGGAAGGGUCCUUCGCAAGCGAAAGGCUGCGAACCGUAGAGCCGCAGCAACCGCAUACGUUAGCAUGCCCCGAAGCUGCGCAGGUGAGGCUACAGCCAGACCUAGAAAGAAACGAGUACACCCCCGUCAACCCACAGCUCGGCGCGAAGUAGGGGUCCUCGGACCGCUUGCCGGGCACAUACUGCGGAUUUGCUUCUGCCAGCCAUACGACGGUGCAGGCAAGACGACAGCCAGCGGCGCUACCAACAAGACGUGCAUUGGCAAGAGCAGCAACCGCACAGCAAACACGCAGAACGUAUCGAAGAAGGAAAGCCCUCGCUCCAACGCAAACGACGUCGACGUGGAUGCAGCCUUACCCAACGCGCGGGUCGUGACCGGAACCGAACGGAAGGUCAGCAAUACCGUACGCCAGCGCACCACGGUCCGCAAGGAGAAGAGGCACUCGUCCACCGGCUCGAAUCACCACUCCAGAACGCGCAGUGACAGUGCCGUCAGCGUGGGUGUGGCAUCCAGCACCGCUACCGCGCGUGGCUAA
Molecule: messenger RNA, 1902 nt
Organism: Alternaria infectoria
Lineage: Eukaryota; Fungi; Ascomycota; Dothideomycetes; Pleosporales; Pleosporaceae
Exons: 1
Coding region: 1-1902 (633 amino acids)
Source: RefSeq, a predicted model, not a curated record